GGUUCAACUACGGCGUAUCUCGAAUUUGGAGCACAUCUGUUGUCCUGUAUUUAACAUACUACCUGCUUCCAUCACCUUUGUCUUCAAAUUCCAGAAAAAUUGCUCCACCCCCAAGCAAUCCAUCGCAUCUCCAACCCAAAGUUUACCCAACGCGAAGCCGCCUCAGAUCAGACCAUGGUCAAACCAAGACUAUCUCCAAAUGUUUCCUCUAGCAAUUGUUUUGCUUAGUCGCCACAAAGACCCCGCCUCUUCUCCCCUUCUUCUUCUCUCUUGCCCUUCCCUCUUGCCCUUCCUUCUUGCUCCUCUCUCUUCCUUCCUCUCCCGCAUACUCUCCUUGAUCGCUGGCACAAGACGAAAUUCUCCCACAAAGCCAUCUCAUUAUUGGCACCAACCGGAUGCCCUUUAGCUUUACCCCAUUAUCCAACUUUGCUGGUCUCUUCCAAAUAGAAUACGCUGACCAAGAGCAGGUAUCUAGCGGUCUGACCUACAAAUACGACACGAUAGCUUUCCUCGCCGAACAGGGUCACCGUUACCUCUCGCCAGCCACGAUAGGUAUGCCACGCCGGCAGAGAGACAAUGCUUCUGUUGCAAAACUGCUGCUGAAUUGUCGCAUCUAGGUGAGAACCGUCACCAUCAAGAAUAUCACCACCAAGCUGCCACUAUACCCCCGACAUCACAUCGAUAAUCGAUUGAACAACUCUCACAUGCUUACUAUCCAACUAUCGACUGCAGAGAAGGACAAGGAAUAGAAAGAAAUAAAGGACGCUAUAUGGAACAGAGAAUCAAAUUCGGCUUCAGUGACUAAGCUUGGUAGAUUAAUGUGCACAGAAUGCCACGAGUAUAUACCGACUGAAUAGAUAAUAAUAUAUACACACACAUCAUGCGAGCGCCUUCCAUGUUGUACAUAAUCACGCAUUGUGACCAAUUUCCAUCCGCUGCAUACUCGAAAGCUCAUCCAAGUCCACACAAUAUGUCGCCCAGUGGCAGAAAAUGUGCAAUACGCAAAAUAGCAAAUAAGAUAAACGCUGGAGUGGCUCCAUUUCAAUCGUACAUGAUAUCGUGUUGAAAGCCACACAUACCCGACACAAUGAAGAAGAAUGAUUAUGUUUUGUGGCGAUUCGUAUGUCCAGGGAGAGAGGAGACCAACUCUAUGUCGACCUGAACGCCCCGUGCAAAAAGCAAAAUAGAGGAGAUGAAGAUGUAGUAAACAAAUCAAGAGAAAUGAACAGAAUAGAAAAAA
This is a messenger RNA of Trichoderma atroviride IMI 206040, 1240 nucleotides long. The record is from RefSeq and is a predicted model, not a curated record. NCBI's taxonomy places the organism in Eukaryota, Fungi, Ascomycota, Sordariomycetes, Hypocreales, Hypocreaceae.